Molecule: messenger RNA, 279 nt
Organism: Durusdinium trenchii
Lineage: Eukaryota; Dinophyceae; Suessiales; Symbiodiniaceae
Source: the annotation of a GenBank genome assembly
AUGGUUGCUCGUAAGGGAAUGACCGCAGAGGAAAAGGAAAAGGCAGGGAAGAAAAUCUUUGCUGGCUUGGUGGCGGCCAUAGUGGCUCUCGUUGGCUUUGUCAUUUGGCGCAGGCGGAGGAAGAGUAGUCCUCCUAGCAGCGCUGGCACUGACGGUGGAGGUGCGACAUCGCCGAAGUCAGGAAAGCCACCGCCGCCCAAGCGAGACUUUUUGACACGGGUGAAGAAGCCCUUGACAGAGGCAGCUGUUCUGCACAAACGAGAAUGUGUGCAUGAUUGA